This is a messenger RNA of Manihot esculenta (cassava), 969 nucleotides long. Its product is annotated as probable WRKY transcription factor 30. Bases 178 to 918 code for a protein of 246 amino acids. The record is from RefSeq and is a predicted model, not a curated record. NCBI's taxonomy places the organism in Eukaryota, Viridiplantae, Streptophyta, Magnoliopsida, Malpighiales, Euphorbiaceae. The transcript has 2 exons. Gene Ontology annotation, molecular function: sequence-specific DNA binding; DNA-binding transcription factor activity. Gene Ontology annotation, biological process: regulation of DNA-templated transcription.
UAACCUUCGGUCUCUUUUCCAGGCAACCUUCUCCUAAAUUACAAAAACAUGGCCUCCUCUUUCACAGUAUACUAGUACAAAAAUCAAGCAAGAAAAUGCGAGACCUGGUUGAAGCUCAGGGAUCUUAGCGGCGGCCGCCACUUCAAAUUCUCAUCCUCAAAUCUUAUGCAGUAGAUAAUGGCUCAUUCCGUCAACAGUUCUCGUGGAUCUGUGAAGCUCAAUCGCUCAUUGUCGUGGAUAAGAGAAUCGCCUUUCUUCAUAGAUGAUGGCUAUUCGUGGAGAAAAUAUGGGCAAAGAAUCAUCCUCAAUUGUCGAUAUCCCAGGAAUUACUUUAGGUGUACCCACAAGUACGAUCAAGGUUGCUUAGCAACAAAACAAGUUCAGAGAAUUGCAGAGGAUCCAUCAAAUUUUCGCACAACAUACUUUGGCCAUCAUUCCUGCAGCUUCACUCCCAAGGAUGCAGAAAUCGUCACAACAGAUCCUAAUCCUUGGAAGGAGGAGGACAUUCAACUCUGUUUCGACAGACCUAAGAUUCAGAGAAACACCACAGGAUGUGAUUUGAAUUUGAAUCUUAAGUUACCCACGAUUGAUCCUAUUCAUAGACGUUCUGUGAACAUUACUCGAUCUGAUUCUUUUGCAUCUUAUAUGGCUACUGCAAAUUCUAAGAUAUCUGGUAAAAAGAAUCAUCUCAGCUCAAACCAAGAAUCUGCAGAAGAGGCUUCGGUUGGACCAGACAACAGUUAUUCAUCUGUAGAACUUAAUUUGGGGAAGGAUUUAAGAUCAUUUGUAUCAGCUGAAGCUAGCAUGAGUUCUGAUUAUGGCUCUACAGAGUAUUCCUCAUCUACUUCUAAAAGUUCUGGCAUGAGUUCUGGAGCUGAGCCUAUUGAUUUUGAUGCUGGAUUUUGCUUUCAUCGUUGAUACAUGUAUGUGCAGUAUUUUCUACAUAGAGCUUCGAGCUUUUAAUGGUAA